GUGUUCAUAGGCAUAGCUGAACAACCACACUCUCUUCCCAGAACCGGAAAUAGAAGUAGAAAUAGAAAUAGAAACAGAAACAGACAAAUAAUAAUGUGGCAACAAGCUCUGGUCUGCAACUGCAACUACUUCAGCUCAUCAUCAAAACCUUCUUCACUUCCAGUUCCACUACUAUCAUUAUGUCAGUCUCAUUCCCAAAUAUUGGCCAAACCACCAAGGAGGAGUUUGAACACAACGCCACUCAUCGUCUCCAAUGAUGAUUAUGUGGUUAGGACCAGUACUGUGUGCCACGCGUCACGCCGCAAGACUAACGUUACUGCCACGUCAUCCUCCGAAGACGACGACGACGACGACGACGACGACGACAAUCUAAGGCGCGUGCUGCAAUUCCUUCUGUGGGUUGCUGAGGGAGUUUACAUUCUCUACCUCUUCUUGCUCCCUUACGCCCCGGGAGAUCCUGUAUGGGCCAUCAGUUCAGACACAAUAAACUCUCUUGUUGGACUUUCUCUCAAUUUCUUCUUUAUCUUGCCUCUUAUGAACUCUGUUGGCAUUCGUCUAAUUGAUGCCCCAGUUCUUCAUCCGAUAUCUGAAGGAUUAUUCAAUUUUGUCAUUGGGUGGACGUUCAUGUUUGCUCCUUUGCUUUUCACGGAUCGUAAGAGGGACAGAUACAAGGGGUCUCUGGAUGUCCUAUGGGGCCUGCAGAUGUUCCUCACAAACACAUUCUUAAUACCUUACAUGGCUAUCCGGCUGAAUGAGGCAGAUUCAGACUACCCUCCAAGAGAGCGCUCACAACUUGGAUCUGUGAUGACCAACGGUGCACCCAUUGUUGGACUAAUUGGUGGGGCCAUGUGUCUCAUAUCUGGAUUGUGGGCACUUUUUGGUAGAAUGGAUGGAAAUUUUGGGAGCAUAGGAGAGAGAUGGAACUUCUUGAUCAGCUAUCUAGGAUCUGAGAGGCUGGCUUAUGCGUUCAUUUGGGAUAUAUGCUUUUACAUAAUUUUCCAGCCUUGGUUGAUAGGUGACAACCUUCAAAAUGUUCAGAAAAGCAAGGCUGAGAUUGUAAACUAUCUUAGAUUUGUCCCUGUGGUUGGCUUAAUAGCUUACCUUCUCUGUUUGAAUGUUGAUGAUGAACUGUAGCUAAUGUAAAUAUUGAAUCAGUCUGAAUAUCAGUGAGCUAUAUCACAGAUCGAUUAAAUUUUGUUGACACGUGAAAAACAGUAGAACUACUCUGUGAAAUAAUGAAACUGUUUCGGCCUGAUUUGAUUCAUCAGUCGAUUCCUCGACUGAGAUAUGUAUAUUUACAAUACAAUUGAUUAUGAUUGAGCUUGGAAAUGAGAUGGGAUGAGCCUCACAUUUGCGUGGCCUCUUUAACCAUUCAGAAUGGCAAACACCAGAUAUGAUAUCUCGAAACAACACUAUUUGAUUGUACUAGCAGAACAUGUACAAGCACUUGAUGGUGUGCUACAUUCUGAAAGGUAGGGUAUUGCUAAAUGCUAGCUUAUAUGUAUACAACGAAGAAACAAUAUUAAUACAAGCACUUAGUAAUCAAUUCACGCUUCCAUAAACAGAUAAAGUUGGGCAAAAUUACAGGAAUUGCAACCUGAACAAGCCUGGACAUUGACAUAAUUCAGAAUGAAAUAACACUUGGAAAGAAAAAUAUCAAAUCAGCCUCUCAGAUCCUAGAUAAC
Messenger RNA from Quercus lobata, 1685 nucleotides. RefSeq lists its product as uncharacterized. The transcript is spliced from 5 exons. NCBI's taxonomy places the organism in Eukaryota, Viridiplantae, Streptophyta, Magnoliopsida, Fagales, Fagaceae. The record is from RefSeq and is a predicted model, not a curated record. Bases 94 to 1134 code for a protein of 346 amino acids.